Giardia duodenalis is the source of this 813-nucleotide messenger RNA. RefSeq lists its product as uncharacterized. The coding region runs from base 1 to 813 and encodes 270 amino acids. The transcript has a single exon. Lineage: Eukaryota; Fornicata; Diplomonadida; Hexamitidae. The record is from RefSeq and is a predicted model, not a curated record.
AUGCCAACCCCCGAUGUGGUGCAAGUUGACAUCCCCGCAGAAGCCAAUCCCGACGGCUACAGUGAGCUGAUGUGGUUCCGAGCGCGGAUCAAUGCAAUCUCCGGAGUCCACUUCUUAAAUCUCAUCCUGAUUGUUAUUGGAUUUGCAGUGAGCAUAGCAUCUCUUGCUUUAGGAGUACAGUUCACCACGGUGCUACCCUUGCUGGCAUUCGCAGGGGGCUUCUUUUGCAAUAUCUUUAUUAAUUAUAUAACACUAUUCCUAUCCACGCCUCUAUUUCUUAUUGUCGUUAUCUACGGAAUCUAUAGUCUAAGCCUCUUUAUCUUGUUUGCUAUCUCAUCUGGCAUAGGAUCCUUUUCGUCGAAAGAGCUCGCUGCAUUUGUGUUGGACAUAUGCUUGCUUCCGUUGGGCAUUACCUUAGUUGUGUUAAACUUAGUGGUGCGCCGGCUGAUUAUCAAGACCAUGGAGCACGUAAUGCCCAAUGCGCCUUUGCCAGGCACUGCCCUUCGGUACUCCUACACGAAGGCAUACACGAAGAUGAAGUCGAUGAACGAUGAAGCAUACAUUAUUCUGGGGCAUAGCGACAUUGGAGAACAGUGUCAGCCCUUAGUAAUAGCUGCCCCCGAAGAAAGCCAUAAGCCAGUAUUGCGAGAAUUUGAAAAAGACCGGCGCAAGGGAAUAAUUCGCUCUGGAGGCAUAGGGAUUUUAAGGGGCUCACACAAAAAUAUAAACCCGGAGGCAAUAUCGUACCGCUAUAUGGCAAAGACGUUUCUGCCUCUAGGCUCUGACUUUGUCCCAUCAGGUGUUAUAAAAUAA